GCAUAGUAAGGCCAAAGGGAAAGCUAAAGCAAUGGACCCCGGAGAUGCAUUCUCAGCGAACAAGUUUAGGUGGGACCCUCGACCGGCGGCGCCGCCGCCGCAGCACCACCAUGAACCAGCGGAGAGAGCUCGUGAACUAGAAGAAGUGUUUGAAGGGUAUGGUGUGAGAGGAGCCACAGUGGCAAGGAUGGGUGAGUUAGGGUUCACGGCGAGCACGUUGGCAGGGAUGAGAGAAGAAGAAGUUGAUGACAUGAUGGCAGCGCUUGCUCAUCUUUUCCGGUGGGACUUGCUUGUCGGUGAACGCUACGGCAUCAAAGCUGCUCUCCGGGCUGAACGGCGCCGUCUUGACUCGUUGAGAUUACAACAAGGUCUUCAGUUUCAGCACCAGCAUCUCGCCGGCGUUGCUGCUGGUAGCCGCCCUUUGCUUCUUCUCUCUCCGGAUCAUCCUCAUAAUCUUGAUGCUCUCUCCCAAGAAGGUCUUUCAGAGGAGCCAGUGCAACAAGAAAGAGAAGCCGCCGGAAGCGGCGAAGAAGGAGGUGGCCGGAGAGUGAGCAACAAAGGCAAACAACAACAACAACACCAACACCAACAGAUGAAAGGGAGCAGCAACAGCAAAAGAUCAAAGAAGAAGAAAUCACACGGAGGAGAAGACCACUUAUCGGAUUCAGACUCCGAAUCCGAAGGAAGUGGUGGCGGUUUCGGUUGCGCCGUCGGCGAACGCCAACGUGAACACCCGUUCAUCGUCACCGAACCCGGCGAAGUCGCUCGCGCCAAAAAGAACGGUCUGGAUUAUCUUUUCCAUCUUUAUGAUCAGUGCCGUGAUUUCCUUCUCCAAGUUCAAGCCAUUGCUAAAGAGCGUGGCGAUAAGUGUCCAACCAAGGUGACAAACCAGGUGUUUAGGUAUGCAAAGAAGGCAGGGGCAAGCUACAUAAACAAGCCCAAGAUGAGGCACUACGUGCAUUGCUACGCAUUGCACUGUUUAGAAGAGGAAGUGUCAAACGCUUUGCGCCGGGCAUACAAGGAACGCGGUGAGAACGUCGGUGCAUGGCGGCAAGCUUGUUAUAAACCUCUUGUGGCCAUUGCUGCUCGCCAUGGUUGGGACAUUGAUGCUGUUUUCAAUGCUCAUCCUCGUCUUGCCAUUUGGUAUGUCCCUACCAAGCUCCGCCAACUUUGUCAUCUUGCUCGGAGCCAGGCUGCUGCUGCUGCUGCUGGAGGAUCUGGUUUAGGUUCUGCUAGUGCCAGUUGUUUGCCUGUUCCUCCACCGCCGCCGCCACCGCCGCCGCCGAUGUAUUAGCUGCCAAGUGUCUUAACUAGCUCUUGGUGGACUUUUAUUGAACACUUUUGUUUUGAGCUUUAACCAUAGACACACUCUUUGUUUGGUGGUGAUUUUGUCUGUUGAGGAAUGCAUGCAUGGAUGAAUGUAUUAAUUGUUGUUUUGGAUGCAAAUUAAUGGGUA
This is a messenger RNA of Dioscorea cayenensis subsp. rotundata (Guinea yam), 1456 nucleotides long. Its product is annotated as floricaula/leafy homolog. The transcript is spliced from 3 exons. The coding region runs from base 32 to 1294 and encodes 420 amino acids. Gene Ontology annotation, molecular function: DNA binding. Gene Ontology annotation, biological process: regulation of DNA-templated transcription. The record is from RefSeq and is a predicted model, not a curated record. NCBI's taxonomy places the organism in Eukaryota, Viridiplantae, Streptophyta, Magnoliopsida, Dioscoreales, Dioscoreaceae.